UAAAUCAUCGCUUGAGGCUUGACUAAUAUCAGGUACAUCAAUGUUGCCUGAGGGCCCUGCUGUUUGGGCUGAAGCCCCACCCAUUAGUGAGACAACACCUCAGAGACAGGAACUCACCACACAACUAAUAUCACAAAUACAGCACGCACAUGCACCAUCACACACUUACACUGACAAACACACUCUGAACUUUUCACACGCUGGAGCGUUGUCCUGACCAGAUACUAACGCUGGCUGUGGACUGUGGAGCGGCUCUCGGCAGGCUGAAUACUCAGGACAGGACACUGCUGCUACAACCAGAGCAGGGAAGGUGCGCUCAAAUCGAGAUGGAAACAAGUCAGGAACGCAAGCCGAAAAGGCCCCACUACAUUCCACGACCACCCGGAAAGCCCUUCAAGUACCAGUGUUUCCAGUGUCCUUUCACCUGUAACGAAAAGUCCCAUCUCUUCAACCACAUGAAAUACAACCUGUGUAAAAACUCUAUCUCCCUGGUGUCACAGAAAAACAGGCAAACGGCUCGACAGUUUAAGGUUGUAGCAAAGGGAGUCCCUGUUAAAUCUACAGAUUGUCCAAGCCCCUUGCCAGCAGUUGAGAAUGACAGUCCAGAGAAACAGGGAGACGAGGAGAAUCAAGAUGAGAGCAAAGAUGACACAGAAGAACUAGAUACAGGGUGUGACAGUCCGGUCGGUAAUGACAGCCAGAGUGUGGCAAAAUCAAAUACAGUAAGAGAGGGAGAGAACAGUGAGAGCAAUGAGGCCAAGUCUCUACCACGCCCAUCUGCCUUUUCUCCUGUCACACCCAAAAAUGAGGGAGCAGAAGCCUUUAAGUCACCUGUGCAGCAGUCAGAGGAUUCACAGGCUCCUGCUGCUACUUUCAACCAACCAGGCUUCCCGUGGGGCAGGAUUUCAUCAUCCCUUCCCUUAAAACCAUUCCCCCCUCCCAUGGUUCCUGAAUACUCUCCUUAUCUCCUGCCAGACCGGUCUCUGUAUCCACCAUAUUACCUCCCAGGAAACCACCAUGCAAAUGAGCCAAACUCUCCUUCUUUCCGGCCAGAGUUUCUGGAUCCCAAAAGGCCUGUGGUACCGCAACCCAUUGCUCCAACUCACACUUCUCUCUUUCCCCCAUACCCAUACCCAUACAGAUACUGCCACCCUCUUCACCCGGGUCCUCCUCUGCAUUAUACCCUGUACAGACCCCAUGAGCUCUCCAUGCCAGUGACAGGACCCAGAUAUAUUCCUUUGGAUUUGUAUGGCUCGACAUUUGGGCCUAAGGACUAUGACUUAUACAUGCAUUCACAUCCCACUCACAACAGCCCCGACACAUCCAUGCAAGCGGAGAGCAACCAAGGGCAAAGUGGAGACAAGGAAAGAAGGUUAAGCCCUAAAGAGGGUUGUUCAGCCUUGGGGUCCCCUGACAGACCCAGUCAUGCACACACCAUCCAGAGAGACCCAGACGCCCUGCGCUUCACUAACAUGGUCGAGUCAGAGUCAACCACCCAACUAGGACACGCUACAACGCCGAUAGAAGUUGAUUUAAGAAAAGAGGAGUCUGCAGAAACUUUGCUGCAGUUAAGAACUCAGCAUGUGGAUGGAGGAUCAGCUGAGAGCAGCAGAUAUCCCUCUAUGUCUGUUUCUGAUCCAAGACCUGAAAGUACAUCAGUACAAGAUGAUGAGGACAACAGAGAAGAUGUGGCCCCCCUCAAUCUUUCGAAAAGGAAACCAGACAAAGAAAAAAGUCCAUCUGACCACAGACUGCAGUCUUCAGACACAGAGAAAUUAAAGCGGGAAGAGCUGCCUCUAAACCUCAGCUUGCGAACGUCUUAUAGCAGCCCUGUACUCAGCUCUGCCCAGAGCACUUCAGAAGACCUCCAACAGAGGCCAGACGCUGAGCAGGGUGAAGAACCAUGUGACCAGAGGCAGACCGCAGCACUGGCACUCUGUCAGCUAGCUAUUGCAAGCUCCGCAAUCACUACAUGUGACUUCACUGCCGCAGAUGGGCCGUCAGACGAUUACACAGACGCUACGAGUCCUUGCUCCCCAAAGAAGACCAAGCACACGACCAAGGCUAAGGCGACAGGCAUGAAAAGAGCAGACAGCGGUCAGGUUAAGAACAACUGCCAUAAACCAAACAAGAGAGCGAAAGCUGCAGGGCGGGCCCUGAGGAGGCGGCCUCGCUGCUGUUAAUUCUGACUGUUCAAAUAUUUGGUGAUAAGUACAGAAUAUCUCUAACCUUCAGCAAGCCUCCACAUGAGACAAUGAGAAUGAAAAUUGUGUUAAAAUAUUAAUCAAGCACUAAAAGAUUUUGUUAUUCUAGCAGGAGGAGAUGUGACAUGUCUAUAGCACUGCCACAAGGUGAACUGUACUAAAAAAGAUACUCGAUCAAUGCAAAGACUUCUUGUCACAGGUAUCUGUAUAAAUUAUGUCUUGUUCUCACACUUGAUUGGAAGAGGUGAAAGGCAAUUUUUCUAAAAGGGUUUUUUAAUAUUUAAUAAUGUAAUGUCGACAAUGGUAGAUGUGUUAAUGUAAAUAUGCUGGAAAAAUAAAUAACAAAAAAUGACUUGUGUACAA
Messenger RNA from Larimichthys crocea (large yellow croaker), 2567 nucleotides. It is a transcript of the gene znf750, whose product is annotated as zinc finger protein 750. Gene Ontology annotation, biological process: epidermis development; positive regulation of transcription by RNA polymerase II. The transcript has 3 exons. Lineage: Eukaryota; Metazoa; Chordata; Actinopteri; Sciaenidae. Bases 327 to 2183 code for a protein of 618 amino acids. Gene Ontology annotation, molecular function: DNA-binding transcription activator activity, RNA polymerase II-specific; promoter-specific chromatin binding; RNA polymerase II cis-regulatory region sequence-specific DNA binding. Gene Ontology annotation, cellular component: nucleus. The record is from RefSeq and is a predicted model, not a curated record.